AUGGAUUCAGGAGUCAGGUUAUGUAUCAAGAAGCAAUCUCCGAGCCGUCUUUUCAAAGAAUCAUCCCAGUACGUGGCGAAUGGAGAUCCACGCCCAUCCCUGGCAUCCCAUCCUUGUUACCUGAACCAAAUUCCGAAUUUAACCUUGCCACCCCUACCACCCUCCACCACCGCGACCAUGUUCAGAAGAAGAAAGGACAUUUUCGAACCACAACCACUAUCUCCCUUCACCUGCUCCAUUGAAACCCUUGAUUUCUCCGUCUUCCCAGAAGAAUCCCUUCUCUCUCUUCCUCUCCCUUUCUUCAACCCUAAACAUGGCCUCUUUGAUCUUCGUGCUUUGCCUUUUGCUGUGUUCCAUACAGUUACAGACCUGAUCCCAAUCCAAAAAAACCCAUCUUCGUCGUGUCAGCCUUACAGGAGGAUCAAGCGCAGGACCGGUUCGGGAUUGGUUUUGACCGGGGUCGUGAAGGCGAGUUUCGAGGAGGGAGACAAGAAGCACAGGUGGACGGCGGAGAUCAGGAGUACGAGGAAGGAUACUGUUGACCGCAAGUAUAAAUGGACGGCGGAAAUUAACGGAGCAAAGUGUAGUAAGUUGACGCCUGAGAUUAAAGGGAAGCACAGUGACGAUAUAUGGACGGUUGAGAUUAAAGGUCCAAAAUCAGCUGCCGGGGAGUGCAGCCGCAGCUUCUUCUGGCAAGAAAGGUGGAGCCAUUGCCAAGGUGUAAAGGCAAAGAGAAAAGUGUUGUCACCUCAAGAUGCAGCACUGAUGGUACAGAUGAACUUCAAAAUUUAUUGGGUACCUCGAUCACAAUCUCUUCAAGCCAUGCGGGAGCUGGCAUUGGCAAAGAACAAGUUGAAGGAGCUCAGGGCAUUGUUUAACAACUUCUGUAUAUACCGCCGAUGCAUUGCCCAUGAUGCAGAGCAGCGUCAGAUGUUCUCCGAGAGGAUCAUUGUCCUCCUUCUCACUGUUGAUGCCAUAGAGGGAAUUGACCUUAUGGUUCGAGCUGCAAGGAGGUCCAUGGUAAAUGUGCUAGAGGCAAUGCUUGAUGUGACCGAUCCUCAGCUUCCUAGGAAAAUGGGUUCGGUGAGGAGGAGGAGGAAGUUUGAUCUGCCAGCUGAGGAAAGCAUUCAAAAGGAGAUUGCUGCGGGUGUGGCAGAGGUUGUCCAAAUGCUCGAUCAAGAAGAUAAGUAUGGGAGUGACAACUUCGAAACCUGUCUCAUGCCUUUAUGUUUUCCACAGUUUUCAACUUUCCCAAUCUUACGUCUACUUCUGUACAAGAAACUGAUCAAGAAAGGACAGAUGGUUCAGGUUGAAGCUCCCAUAGGGGCAAAGCAAAGGCCAAACCCGUAUAUCGAGGCGUAAACUACAUGAUGGAUUUUAAUCAUGUUGGCCUGGAUAUAAACUACUGGUGAAAUAAUUUGUGCAAGAGAUCCCCAGAUAGUUGCAUAUAAGCCUGCUGCAUUGGAUUGAGUUAUUUACCUAGAGGGCCCUUCACAGCAUUCUGAUGUUUUUGCACAGAAGCCUCAACCUACUGCAUGAGAUAAACUUACAGUCUUUCAGACAAACACCCCAAAUCAAGUUUAAAACAUGGAAAAAGUUGAAAAAAAGAAAAACAAUAUGACGUUGGGAUUAUGUUACUGUCUGAAUCUGCAGCUAGAUUAAGUUGUUGUUGGAGAUUUUGAAGGUUAGCAUGCAUGUAGUGCAGUGGUCCCAUUGUGUUUGUUUGACAUUAAUGUAAAGCUCUGUAGUCUAUGCUUAGGAAUAUGGAAAUGUUGUUUCUUCAAAA
Molecule: messenger RNA, 1786 nt
Organism: Vitis riparia (riverbank grape)
Lineage: Eukaryota; Viridiplantae; Streptophyta; Magnoliopsida; Vitales; Vitaceae
Product: BAG family molecular chaperone regulator 7
Biological process (GO): protein folding
Cellular component (GO): plasmodesma
Source: RefSeq, a predicted model, not a curated record